Aspergillus sclerotioniger CBS 115572 is the source of this 2655-nucleotide messenger RNA. RefSeq lists its product as uncharacterized. The transcript has 2 exons. Lineage: Eukaryota; Fungi; Ascomycota; Eurotiomycetes; Eurotiales; Aspergillaceae. The coding region runs from base 211 to 2517 and encodes 768 amino acids. The record is from RefSeq and is a predicted model, not a curated record.
CGCCGGCGAUCCUCCUCUCAUCCCACGUCGCCUUUUGUUUCUCUCUCCCUCUAUUUCAUCGUGUCGCCUCUUAUUAUUGUCUCAUCCAGCGCCUAUUCGAUAUCACCUUGAACAUGUCGCCUCAAAUGCCAUUGUUCUCACAAUAGCCAAACCACCAAUCCUAUAUAUACAUUUUAUAACCCAUCGAACAAUUAUUCCUAACAAAACACAAUGGACGGCCCUCCUCCCCCUCCCCCUCACGGCGAAAACCCCCACACCACCCAGGGCGAAUACCGCAAGACCUCCGACCUCCCGCCGGGGAACUACGAUAUUUUUAUCAUCCCCCCUCACUCUGCCGGCUCCGGAUUUCUCUACCUUCCCUCACUCCAACCCCAACGCAACAGUUUCAUCGCCGGCUGCGUCUCCACCUUAUUCGUCAUCCUGCUAUGGGUUAACCUGUCCCCGAUUCUGAAAACAUGGUACGUCCUCAUGGUCACAAGCGGCAGCGGCAUAGGCAUCACGGUGCUGGCCAUCGCAGUCGGUGUCGCCGGUUGGGCGUUUGGUGUUUCACAAUCAGGUUCUGGAGGUGGCCGACGGCCAAAUUUCGGGUUUAGCAGCGGGGGUCCAGCGGGUGGACCCCCAGGCAAUAGCGGGGGCGAGUACAGUCGGGGCCAGUACGGGGCCCAGGGACAGGGCCAGAGCCAUCCCGGUGGACAGCAAGGACCGCAAGGGCAACAACAGUACGGGAACAACUUCAACCCACCCCCCGGUGCGGGUAAUUAUAGCGGGAAUCAGUACAGUGCCGGCGGUGGGCCCGGAAGUGGACCGCCCCCGCAACCGCCGCCGCAGGCAGGCGGAUCAAACAAGACAGGUUCGUCUGCCACCGGCUCUGAAAGCAAACCUCAGAGUGGAGCUGAUUGGGAGAAGGCCCGUGAAGAGACCCGGCGCAAGGAGGAGCUUCGCCGCAAGAUGGAGGAGUUCCGGCGGAAGCGGGAGGCCGAGCAGCGCGAAAAGCAGAAGCAGCGCGAGCGCGAGGCCAUGGAAAAGGAGCUGCGCGAACGUCGAGAGCAGCUCGAAAAGGAAAUGGCCGCCGCUAAAGAGGCGGCCGCCCGAGAGGCUCGCGAACGUGCGGAGCGCGAAGCAGCCGAGGCCCGGGCUAAGGCCGAGAAGGAGGCCGCAGAAACACGAGCCAAGGUCGAACGAGAAGCAGCGGAGGCUCGUGCGAAAGCCGAGCGAGAAGCCGCCGAAGCACGCGCCAGAGCCGAACAGGCCCGCGUCAAAGCCGAGCGAGACGCAGCAGAAGCGCGUGCCCGAGCGGAGAGAGAAGCCGCCGAGGCACGCGCCAAAGCCGAGCAAGAGGCCCGAGCAGUUCGCGAACGAGAAGCCCGGCGGGCAGCGGAAGCCCGCCAACGAGAGGCGCGCCGCGCCGCGGAAGCCAAGGCCCGCGCGGAAAGAGAGGCCGCGGAGGCCAAGGCCAAAGCGGAGAAAGAGGCAGCCGAAGCCAAGGCCAGAGCGGAAAAGGAGGCCGCGGAGGCCAAAGCCAGAGCAGAAAGGGAAGAGGCGGAGCGCAAAGCCGCGGCCAAGAAAGAGGCAGAUGCCAAAUUCGCCGCCCUCAAAGAGGCCGCCGCGAAGAAAUACGCCGAAAAGAAAGCCAAGGACGCCCAAGAAGCAGCCGCCAAAGAAGCCGCCGCCGCUGCCGCCAACAAGAAAGCACCACCCAACACAUCCAUCCCCCGCAGUCCAUCUCCCAAGAAACCCGCCUACACCCGCACCACUACCACCACCACCGACACAGACAGCGCAUACACAACCUCCUCCUUCCGACCCCAAGACCGUCCCCGCCGUCCCUACGGCGGUGCCUCCUCCGUCUACUCCGAUUCCUCCUACGCCCCAUCCCAAUCCACCGCCCGCACCACCCCACCCCCAUCCAACCGCGGCGCGUACGAAACCAAAGACCCCGACAAGAUCGUAAUCAAGGGCGUCUUCGAAUUCAACAACACCUUCGUGCGCAGCCCCGUCGCCCAACUCGUCUCCGGCCAAGGCAUGGUCAGUGACGGGCUCGUCCUGCGCAUAACAACAGAAGGUCUUUUCAUCGACGACGAAGUCCGCGGUGUUGGCCAACGUGAAUGGGACAUUAAAGCCUGGACCAUGAACCUCGUCGAAGUCUGGUGUCCCCAAUACGGCAACAACCAACGCCAACCUCCUAAGCCACCGCCCGGUCCUUUCAAUCGUCGCUCGAAUGAACCUACCCCUGAAGAAUCGGAAGCGUUCUUGGGUAACUUGUUGAAAAUGUGUAAGAAUACGUGCCGAUUAUCUAUGGGAGGGGGUGAGGAGCAGCGCAUACUUCAUGUGCUGAGGGCUUCAGUGAGGGAUCAAGAAGGGAAACGGUAUGUGUUUGUGUUGCAGGAGACGGAGGGGUGGAAGGUUGCGAUUGGAUUGCAGAGGUUGAGGAGGGGGACGUUGUCGAGGGCGUUGGGGGUCACGGGGCUGGGGGUUAAUGAGAGUAGGAUGAUUUUGUCGGGGUUGGGAUAUGAGUGAUGCUUUUCUUCUCUUUUCUUUAUUUCCUCUGUUUGUGUUUUAUGAUGAGAUUGUUGUUCAGAUAUCCCUAUGUUGAUAUGAUGCGUGAUGUAUAUACUAAUGACUUCAAGUUGCUGUUGUACAUCUUCUCAGUAGUGU